AUAGCACUGAAUUGCCUGGGAGGUCUGUACAGCUAAGGAUAUGGCGGGACUAGAUUUUCGAGAUCUACAUGAUUUUAAUAUUGCAUUUUCUGAUAAACAAUUCUGAAGACUAAUCAAAUUUCUGUCGUCUUCUGAAAGAAAGACAUGGUUCCCAAAAUCGAGAAAACGUAUUAACCAUCAUUUGCAUGGCGUAAUAUCAUGGCAGCAAAAUCUCUAUUAAAAUCGAGUUUGCGGAAAACCAUUGGAUCCGGUCGAGAUACGAGGGUUUGAAGUGAACCUCGGGUCCCAGACGCUGCUGCUCGACCACCUAGAUUUGCCGACCACAUUAUUUAUAGAUUGUCUCAACUCUUUGUUCAUUCCUUUAUAAUAGCUUUGUUCGUUCCUCAAACGCCAGCGUCGCGGGCAGCGACAAUAAAUAACAAGCAUGAGAGAGAAAUAGUGAUGCAUCAUUGUUAUAUGAUUGUCGCCGGUAACUGCCAUCGGUAGCCUUUUCACCAUUUUUAUCGCCGCUGUAAAUUUCAGCAGCUCACGCGUGUAUUAUGUGCCACUAGCGUUCAGUUUUUGCAUCUUCAGAUUCAGAAUUUUGACUUGAUGUUUUUAAAAUAAAUAUUUUGAUAUUAUUUCAAAGGGCUAUAAGUCUUGAGUCAAAACAAGAAUUAAUGCAGUUUCUUGAAACACCAAGAAUACGAUAAUUUGUUUCCGAAUAUAUAACAAAAAUAAGUAAAUUUGUUACUCUAGAGGAAAGCAAUAUAAACAUUUCCACAGUCCAUGAAUACGAUCACAGACCAAAUACAUGCAUUCAAACGUAACAUUGUUAUUUAGUCAUCCUCAAAUAUAUUUACAUUUUUGUUAGCAUCUAUAAAUAAAGAACCAAUAUGCAUGUUAAAUUCAAUCCAACAACCCAUUUUAAUCUACAUAGCAAUGGCUUUCUCUAAUAUGCCUCAUUGCAUAUUGAUGUUUAUGGUCUCAUUUUUCAUUCUUACUCUUUUUGUUGCAGCGUUAGAUGUCUCAGAUUCUCCGGCGGAAGCACCAGGACCAGGAUCAGGCGGUGACGGCUUCUGGCCUCUAGCAAAAAAGCAUGUCGUAAUCCACAACGUUGUAAGCAACAAGCAAACUCUGAAUGUACAUUGCAAUUCUAGUGACGAUGACUUGGGGUUGAUCCAUAUCCGUUGGAAUCGUUACUGGGGUUUCCGAUUUCGUGUUAACAUUUGGGAAACUACAAGGUUUCGUUGUCAUUUUACGUGGUCCGGAGGCGGAUCUCACUAUUUUGAAAUAUUUAAUGUAUGGAGAGACGAUAACGAUUUUGGGAAGUUUCCAGCCUGUAGUGAUUGUAUUUGGGAUGUGGGAAGAGACGAAAAAGACCAAGCUAUGUGUCGUCUAAGUGAAGAUUCUUCAGAUCCUUAUUGUUUCCCAUGGGACGAUGUAUUAAAAGUAUAAGAAAAGAAGAAACUUCUAUUGCUAUCUAUAAUCUAAAAAAUGUUACCGCCGUAAUAGAUUGUAAUAAUACAAUAUCAUUCGUAAUGUUCGAAUACUUCAAAAAGUUCUCUUUGAAAAAAUGGUUUUAGUUUACCGUUGAUGCUAAAACAAUAAAUGUAAAGGAUGGUUAAAAGUUACCAAGAGUGCUAUAAUAUUGUAGAAAUUUUGAAAAAUCAGAAAAGUUGGAGUUUCCCAUCCGAAGAAUAUUGGUAAGAUCAUGCUGAAGAAGCAAUCAAAGGCACAAUACCAUCGACAACAAUUGGAGAAACCCAAUUGAAUUUUUGUUUCAUAUCUAAUGGGGUUCUGUUUUUCUUGUCAAAUGAAUUUCACAUCGUUAACGGUUACUUCUACUUCGAGCGGGGAAUUUUGUUUUAACUAAUACUUAAUUAUGCUUAUUUUAAAGUUAACUUUAUAAACUACCUUCAAA
Brassica napus (rape) is the source of this 1903-nucleotide messenger RNA. Its product is annotated as S-protein homolog 3-like. The transcript has a single exon. Lineage: Eukaryota; Viridiplantae; Streptophyta; Magnoliopsida; Brassicales; Brassicaceae. The record is from RefSeq and is a predicted model, not a curated record. The coding region runs from base 880 to 1437 and encodes 185 amino acids.